Molecule: messenger RNA, 628 nt
Organism: Paramecium sonneborni
Lineage: Eukaryota; Ciliophora; Oligohymenophorea; Peniculida; Parameciidae
Source: the annotation of a GenBank genome assembly
CUUAAGAAGAAAAAAAUUUUAGGUGUGAAGAAAAUUAAUAAUGGAGAUAUAAAUAGCCAUUACGUGGAGAUAAAUAUGAAUAUUAUAAUAAAGCAAUAUCUUAUGAUUGAACUCAUCUAUAAAAAUAAGAGAAUUAUGGGAAUAAAAUAAUAGACAAGAUUUCUCGUUUAUGAAUUUAUAUAAACUGUCAAAAUAUAGAUUUACAAUGUAAAUGAGAUUGAUACCAAUAAACAAAAUAAGUCCAAAUAUUCCAAAUAAAGAAUAAAUCAGGCCAAUAGUAGUAAUGUCUCAUGUAAUAAAAAUGAUUGAGCUCUUCUAUGAAGAAAGGCUCAAAGAAUAUGUCAGCUACUAUAUAAAUCCUGAAUAAAUUGGAUUUUUUUAAGGUAUGGGUACCUAAAUUCAUAUUUAAGAAGUAACAAGAUUUCUAUAAAGAAAAUAAGUUAAAGGUAAAACAGCUAUAUUUAUAGAUUUGUCAAAUGCCUAUAAUGUAGUAGAUAGAUAAAUUCUUUAUAAUAUCAUGAAGAAAAGAUAAAUUUUGGUGAAAAGGCUUUAAAUUUUUAAUCUUAUAAAUAUUUGGGGGUUUGGUUAAAUUUUAGAGGAAGUCUUAAACCACAUUAUAAUAUUGUGA